AUGAAUCACUUUCUACGUGGACUUGUCCUGCUUGCAGGCCCCGUGGCCGUAGUUAUGGGGCUUCCACAGGGUCCCAUAACCGCUGCUCCGGUCGAGACUUCUUGCGCAGACGUGACAAGCACUCGAUGGGGCAUCGAUACCACAGUAACAGACUACUAUGGAUUUGCGCAGUCGCUCAUUUCCAAGUACUUAACCUCUGGGCAUUCGCACACAGGAACGAGAAUCCCAAUCCACACCACCACUCGCUACGAUUCGAGCCGUGGGGUACUCUGGACGGCGUACGGCUACAUGCAAUCUGACGUAUUAGAAGCGGAAGGCUACCGCAUCAUCAGCUCGGUCACCACUACAAGGAGAUGCUCCACCAGCUCUGCAACAUGCUCGCCCCACGGCGAUCAUUGGCAUUGUCCAGCCGGAGUAUCACAGCCGACUACUCCUCCUCCGCAGCUGACCAGCCCAACUUCAAAGGAGACAACAUCUCCUCCACAGACAUGUUCGCCUCAUGGGGAUCACUGGCACUGCCCAUCAGGCGUGCCACAACCAACCACGCCUCCGCCUCAGCAAACCACUGCACCGGACACCACAUCUGUCUCCAUCGGGACCUGCACACCCCAUGGCGAUCACUGGCACUGCCCAUCAGGCGUGCCAGAACCAACUACCCCUCCGCCUCAACAGACCACUACACCGGACACCGCCUCUGCUUCUACCGGGACCUGCACUCCCCAUGGUGAUCAUUGGCACUGUCCUCCAGGUGUGAGCGAGCCUUCCACACCUCCAGCUCAGGAGACGACCCCACCUCCACAGGGGACAACUACGCCCUCGGGCGUAUGCACGCCUCACGGAGCCCACUGGCAUUGUCCUCCAGGGGUCACUGAGCCUACCACCACUCCUCCACAGCACAACACGGAGACAACAAAGACCGGGGUCCCUCCUCCGGCGCAGACGUGCACUCCGCAUGGAGAUCAUUGGCAUUGCCCAUCUGGGGUCCAGGAGCCGACGUACCCACCUGGCAGCGGCGAUGAUGGCCAUGAUCACAGUCAGAACGGUGGACAUACUAACAACGCGGGCGAAUGCGUUGCCCACGGGGACCACUGGCACUGUCCAGCAGGUGUUUCAGAGCCCAGUUAUCCUCCAAGUGAUGACCACACGGGCUCUGGUGAUGGUGUCCGGAAGCCAACCAACCUUCCCAGCAGUACUGCUGGGGCAUCUGGCUCUGGGUCAAAGUCAGGAUCUGGCGCAGUAGGCGGCUCCGCGAACGGCUGCACUCCACAUGGGGAUCACUGGCAUUGCCCCGAGGGAGUCAAGGAGCCAUCAUAUCAGCCUGGCAGCACCCUGGCGCUUUCCACGCCUACAAGACCUGGAUCGGCUGCCACCUCCUCCCCUGCCGUGGUUGUAAAUGCUGCCGUAUCUCUGCAAGGUUCAAAGACUGCCUUCAUGGGGAUGAUUGCGGCUCUGUUUUGCCUCCUCGUAUAG
Messenger RNA from Thyridium curvatum, 1470 nucleotides. RefSeq lists its product as uncharacterized. The transcript is spliced from 2 exons. Bases 1 to 1470 code for a protein of 489 amino acids. NCBI's taxonomy places the organism in Eukaryota, Fungi, Ascomycota, Sordariomycetes, Thyridiales, Thyridiaceae. The record is from RefSeq and is a predicted model, not a curated record.